Molecule: messenger RNA, 4379 nt
Organism: Anopheles stephensi (Asian malaria mosquito)
Lineage: Eukaryota; Metazoa; Arthropoda; Insecta; Diptera; Culicidae
Product: probable myosin light chain kinase DDB_G0271550
Exons: 8
Coding region: 1734-3548 (604 amino acids)
Biological process (GO): protein phosphorylation; intracellular signal transduction; microtubule cytoskeleton organization
Cellular component (GO): cytoplasm
Molecular function (GO): ATP binding; protein serine/threonine kinase activity; tau-protein kinase activity
Source: RefSeq, a predicted model, not a curated record
GUGUUUGUGCAUGUGCUGCAUGUGCACAGGAAUCGUCGGUCGAUGGCAUCAUGCAUAUGUGAGGCAUACCCAACCUUACUCACAUUUGUAUCGUUUAGCUCCGAAUAGCUUGCCGUGAUUUGCAUUUCCGUUGCACUUCCGCGUUGCGCGUGGAACGAGAGGACCAAACCCGCCCCAUCGAAUGUCGUCGCUUGUCGAGUGACCCAUGGACGGACCCCGAUGGCGAUCCGUCGUACACACCUGGCCGCACGCUUUGCAUGCAGAGCAAAAUUAAUGGAAAAUAACAAAAAGUUUUCACACGUAAUUUAACAUAUCCGUGUGCCAUGGGCGGGGAAGGAGAUCCAACAGAGCGAGAAGGGGAUAGGAAGUGGAGCCCGAGAUUAAGUGCGACUAAUGAUUGCUAUGCUCCGGUGGAAUGUUAUCGUCUUGGGCUGUGCCUGACGCCGAAGGACCGUGAAGGCAUGCAAUGCUGGAGCACCCGCUAAUUGAAUACAAGUUGAUACACUUGGCAAACAUGCCACGCCAUGUGCCAUGACAAUGUUUUCUGAAGAGCGCUUUAUCAUGUAUCGUGUGAAAAAGAAUUGAGAAAUACAGACAGCGGACAUGCCACCGGUCAGCAUUUGUUUUGGAAAGGGGCCCUAUAUCCUGCUGAGAAAGGAGGAUUUCAAGUAUGUUUUCUUGCCUAAAAUAUGAUCCAUCGCCCGUACGCACGAUACCGAUGAAUACUUCAAUUUUGAUUGCUUUGGAAAAUCGCGGUUACUUCCUGACCACCCCUCCCCGAUCCCUUAAUCCAUCCCUUGGUUAUCAGCAUCAGACAGGCACGAAUUAAAAAAAAAGCAUUCGGGCGUCAGGAAGUGCUCUCGCAUACGAGAAAACCGCGCUACCGGCCCGGAAGAUGUUCGAACGAGACGACGGCCCCAAAGAGUGCUCCACCAGCACCCGAAAGAGAACGACAGAGAGCGAGCUGAGCGAGCUUCAUCAGCCCAAAACAGAGAUCCGUCUUUUGCCGCGCGGCCCUUCAUAGUGUGCGCGUUUGCGAGAGCACAAAACCGGGCCAACCCUACGCAGCAGCAGCAGAGGCAGCAUAAAGACAGCCAACCGAUGUGGCGAUUGAUUCUCGCGCACUCGGUCAGUUCGUUUCGGUCGCCGGUCCGUACCGGGUGGGUUUCGUUCGCUCACGGCAGCAGACAAAAACACAUCUCCGGAACCCUGCACUAAACUCUUGGGACAUUCGGUGAACGGUGCUGUUGACGCGUUUGAUAGCAGUUCAACGGCAGGGCGGUCGAGAGCAAGCUCAGUUCAGUGUAGUUGUAAAAUAGUGCAGUGUACAGAAAGUGAAUCGAAAGAGAAGAGAAGCAGCGAAAAGAAGCAGAAGAGCGUGAGAUAUACGGAAGAGGAAUCCCAAAAACUAUUAUCAUCAAAAAGAACAAAAUAACUACAGCACUACUAAACCUAGGACAAUGAAUCAUUGAUAUCUUAAGAAAGGCGGCAUGAUGUCACAUUUUAACAUGCUUUUAUCGUUUUUCAACAACACAACAGUGCUCAGCAGUGCUCUGCCGAUGUAAAAGAUGUAUCAUGGAACAAGGCAUUCUAGCAUCAGCUGUACCGACGCCAAAAACUCCAAUCUAUCAGCGCUACACAACCGCCCUCCAGAAUGACCCCCGGUGUUCACAAGAGAUAAAGUCGCUAUCAAGGUAGUGGACACCAGUCGUUUAGAUGCUAAGGCGCUUCGGAUGUUGUCGCGCGAGGUAAGCACGCUUGAGUGUGUCUACCACCCAUUUAUUUUAAGACUGUUUGAAGUGAUAGAAACAUUGGGAAAGAUCCAUCUGAUCAGCGAAUGGGUGCAAGGCGGUGAGCUUUACAAUCGCAUCACGGAAGUCGGCCCGCUCAAGGAACCACAUGCUGCACUGCUUUUCCAACAACUGCUACUGGCUGUGAAGCAUCUGCAUAGUUUAGGUUUCGUGCAUCGUGAUAUCAAGGCGGAGAAUGUGCUGCUAGUAAGCGAAGAACGCAUCAAGCUGGCCGAUUUUGGCUUCAGCACACAGCUGGUAAAUGGACCCUGGCAACAUCUGGACACGUUCUGCGGUUCCCCACCGUACGCCGCACCGGAACUGUUCAGUGACGAUCACUACAUCGGUGGACCGGUCGAUAUCUGGGCGCUCGGGAUCCUGCUCUACUUCAUGCUGGAGGGAUGUAUGCCAUUCAAAGCGCCAACAGUUCCCCUGCUACGGACGGCCGUGCUGAAGGGAGAAUUUGUCAUAUCCACUAGCCUCAGCGUGCCGUGUUGUCGCGUAAUUCAACGAAUACUAGUUCAUACACCGUCCCGGAGGCCGACGAUCGAACAGCUGUUGGACUGCCAGUGGUUCCGAUACGCACAGGAUCAUGCCGCUCGGCUGGGACGGGCGAACAACCAUCAACAAACCACCGUCGGCCAAAUUCGAAACCCCAACAACAAUGUUCCUAGGCGAAGGCGAAAAAAGCUGUUCUGGUUUUUUCCUGCGCCACGCGAUCGCCUUUCCUCGCCCGAGUCAAACGCAUCCAGUCGUGAUAACAACCUUAGUGCUGCCAACAACAAUCAGCGUCAACAUCAUCAUCAACACCAUCAUCAUCAUCACCACAGGCACCAACCACCAACCGUGUCCUCCUCGACGAAAUCCUCUUCCUCGCGGGACGAACGCCUAGCCAAUGCUCCGGAGAUCCCCAAUCUGCGCACGAUCGCUUGCUGCACCAAGCGGGCCGCCAGCGUACUGGAGGAAAACUAUCUGCAUCCUCUCAAGCCAGAUCCGCGAGACGGGACCGACGGGGCGGACACCGAGCACCAUCUGCAUCAGCAUUCCCAUUUUACUAGCAAGGAUAUUCUAUCCAACGAUGUGUCAAAUAACAGUACUGAUAACAAUAAUACGAAUGGUACGAAUAACUACAAUAAUCAGCUCAGCAACGACAUCAACGGGGACAGUAACCCUCGGAAGGAAAGUUGUCUGGCCAGUCAGGAGCGAAAGCCGCGUCGAUUUUCUUUUGGACGUACAUUGAAAAAGCGCAUCGGGCCCAUGGAGCUUGUGUCGGCAGAAAGUCUCACGAGCCCGGACAAAGGAUCGCGACCGGAUCGGGUUAUAGAUCUGCGAGAAAAAUUGGAUCGUACGAUCGACGAAGAGCACGGUCGCUUCAUGAUGUACCCGACGACAGCCGUUUCUUCCGAAGGCAAUCGCCAUUUGCAUCCGCUAGAGAUGGAAACACGUCGCAUUAUGAAGGCCCUCGGUAUCACCGGCGACAUGAUAGCGCGUGCGGUAACGAAUGGACCGCGCAGUGACAUCAUCGGUGUGUACCGCAUCAUAAUGCAUCGAUUACAGCGCGAGCAAACAAGCGUCCGGCUGGCAACGACAAAUGGAGGAGCCUACGAGUUCCUCGAGUUGAAGUCAAUCAACGGGACGGCGCACUCCGGUGGUAGUGCUGGUGGACGUAGCGGCCCGCACAGUGGCGCUGGGCGCAACACUGCCAACAGUCGGCGACAUAUCGAUCAGAACCGUGGAAGGAUCUGUGCCAUUCUCUAAACAACCUAAGAACGGGGCCAAGAAGUCCUUGUCACUUUUCCUUGUUUUUCACACUCAUGUGAUAAUCCCCACGAGGGUUAAUAGGAAUCAGUUUAACCUGCUAGCCUCGUAACAUGGCGUACCAUUUCCAAAGAGACACAGAUAGAGGGAGAGAGAGAGAGAGAGAGAGAUAUAUAUAUGACGAGCUGAAACUGAUUCUGCGGUAUCACUAGUGAAGUACUAGUGUAGACCGUCAAACCUUAGGUUGGUAAUGUCAUAUUUUUAGAAUAAAAUAAUGUUGUUAACUAUUAGUUCUAGUGUAAUCCCGGUUUGCAUCGUAGAUACUAGACCGCCGUAGCUCCGAAAAUCGUCCACACGUAGCCGGAAACGGCAAACGAUAUCUCUCUCUUUGUCUCUUCAUCUCUCGCCCUUUCUUUUCCUUUCCACCAAGGACACACGGUGGCUGGGAGCAUAGUAACCAACAUUAACCAAUUUUAGUUAUGGAUGAUCGAUGUUAGGCUCUGUUGCGUGAGCGGCCAACCGCGUGGACUGUUGUGUAGCUUUAAUAUAUUUAUUUUUAUAAACAAUCAAAACUCGCUACAAAGGUUUGGGGGGCGCUGGAAAGAAGAAAAGACAUGCAUUAUUUUUUUUUUAAAUCCUACGCUACGACGAUAUGUUUGCGUCCGAGGAUGUAGCAUGUGUGUGGUCCAAAGUUACUCGUUAUGUCUGUUGGUUUUAUUUCUAUAAACAAAUGAUCAAAUCAUACUACAAAUGUAAAUGAUAUAUUAUGCAUCACCAAACGUGGCGUACGGUCAAACCAGAAACAAAUAUACAAUUAUUGUGAACAUAAAA